This is a messenger RNA of Octodon degus (degu), 2810 nucleotides long. It is a transcript of the gene Wars1, whose product is annotated as tryptophanyl-tRNA synthetase. The coding region runs from base 465 to 1886 and encodes 473 amino acids. The transcript is spliced from 11 exons. Lineage: Eukaryota; Metazoa; Chordata; Mammalia; Rodentia; Octodontidae. Gene Ontology annotation, molecular function: tryptophan-tRNA ligase activity; ATP binding. The record is from RefSeq and is a predicted model, not a curated record. Gene Ontology annotation, biological process: tryptophanyl-tRNA aminoacylation. Gene Ontology annotation, cellular component: cytoplasm.
ACGCCUCCCGGAGGCCGCGCGGCUGAUGCAAUGGGCUAGCCGGUCCUCCUGAGGGUGCUUGGCCUUGAGCCGCCCCUGAUUGGCCGGGUGCACCGAGAAGGUGGGUCCCGAGGCCGAGGUGCUGAGCAGAAUCGGCCUGAUUUCUCAGAAAGCCAUCGUGCACGUGGCUACAGGGGAGGUGGGUCCGGAGCCUGGAAUGCUUAUGAGAAUCUGGGUGAUUUCUAGGAAGCCCCCCCCAAGUGCUCGUAGCUGGAGGGUGGAGUAAGCAGGAAAAACAAAAGCUUUUCCUGAAAAGGAAACCGAAAGAAAACGGGAAGAGUACUAAAGCCCCUGCCGGCUGCUCAGGGGCUGCUGAGCACCGACCGCCCAGAGUGACCGACGCCUCCUCCCGCCGUCUCUCCCCCACCGCCUGGUUGUCCUGACCCCAGAGCGUGUCCCCAGCCAGCUGAACCUCAGGCCUCAGGAUGGCGGAUGAGCCGGGCAGCCAGUCCUCACCCCUGCAGCUGUUCAACAGCAUAGUGACCCAAGGGGAGCAUGUGCGGUCCCUCAAAGAGGGAAAGGCCCCCAAGGAUGAAAUUGACUCUGCAGUGAAGUCGCUGUUGUCAUUAAAAAUGAGCUACAAAGCCCUCGUGGGGGAGGAGUACAGCCCUGACUGCCCCCCAGGAAACCCAGCGCCCAGGAGCAAGAGUGGCCUGGAGGCCACUGAAGGCUGUGAGGACUUUGUGGACCCGUGGACAGUACGGACAAGCAGCGCAAAAGGCAUCGACUAUGACAAGCUCAUAGUUCAGUUCGGAAGCAGUAAAAUUGACAAGGAGCUGAUAAACCGGGUAGAGAGAGCCACCCACCAGAGACCGCACCGCUUCCUGCGCAGGGGCAUCUUCUUCUCACACAGAGACAUGAAUCAGGUGCUCGACGCCUAUGAGAACCAGAAGCCGUUUUACCUGUACACGGGCAGGGGCCCCUCUUCUGAAGCCAUGCAUGUCGGCCACCUCAUCCCAUUUAUUUUCACCAAGUGGCUGCAGGACGUGUUCAAUGUCCCCCUGGUCGUCCAGAUGUCCGACGACGAGAAAUACCUGUGGAAAGACCUGACCCUGGAGCAGGCCUACGGCUACACCCUGGAGAACGCCAAGGACAUCAUCGCCUGUGGCUUCGACAUCAACAAGACUUUCAUCUUCUCCGACCUGGAAUACAUGGGGAUGAGCCCAGGCUUCUACAAGAAUGUGGUGAAGAUUCAGAAGCACGUCACCUUCAACCAGGUGAAAGGCAUCUUCGGCUUCACCGACAGUGACUGCAUCGGCAAGAUCAGUUUCCCCGCCGUGCAGGCUGCGCCCUCCUUCAGCAACUCCUUCCCGCAGAUCUUCCAUGGCCGGGCCGACAUCCAGUGCCUCAUCCCGUGCGCCAUCGACCAGGAUCCCUACUUCAGGAUGACGCGGGACGUCGCCCCCCGGAUCGGCUACCCGAAGCCGGCCCUGCUGCACUCGACGUUCUUCCCCGCCCUGCAGGGCGCCCAGACCAAGAUGAGCGCCAGUGACCCCAACUCCUCCAUCUUCCUGACGGACUCGGCCAAGCAGAUCAAGACCAAGGUCAACAAGCAUGCGUUCUCUGGAGGCCGCGACACUGUGGAGGAGCACCGGCAGUUCGGGGGCAACUGUGACGUGGAUGUGUCCUUCAUGUACCUGACCUUCUUCCUGGAGGACGACGACCGGCUGGAGCAGAUCAGAAAGGACUACACCAGCGGGGCCAUGCUGACAGGCGAGCUCAAGAAGACGCUCAUCGAGGUCCUGCAGCCCCUGAUCGCCGAGCACCAGGCCCGGCGCAAGGAGGUCACCGACGAGAUGGUGAAGGAGUUCAUGACCCCCCGGAAGCUGUCCUUCCACUUUCAGUAGCGCACGUCCCCUGGGCGCCCAUGACACUGAACUCAUCAGUAAUCCUGCGCGGCCUGAUUGCUCCUCCCCCAAGCUUCGCCCCAUGGGAAUUCCUGGGUAAUUCCUGGUGUCUGCCGGCCCUGCAUGUGUUCUGGAUCCCUCCUUCCUGUGACAUCUGUCUCCUGUCACUGUGAGUAAUCUGGUACUGGCUCACAUUACGUGGUCAGAUAGGAAGCCCAGCAAGAGGCCUGCCACAUGGAGCCCAGGUCCCUGGCCAGCCUGUGCCACCCUGGAGAGAGCUGCCAGGGUUUUCAGUGUACCCCAAGAUUGCUCCACAAGAAACUGAUGUGUACAGAUCACAAUGUCAUUAUUCUAAAACAAAAAAGUGCAGUGGGAAGUGGAUGUGAGAAAGCCUCUUGGCGCAGGAUGUUUGCGCCCACGUCCCCCAGAGGGAGCUGACCACUGAACUUCAAUGCGCACUUGACCAAGGCUGUCUGGGCUGUGGCUAUGUGCUGGCACAGCCGCCGUGCCUGUGUGGGUGCUGGGCACAGCCUGGCGCCCCAGCUUCCCAGCUGCCAGCAGUUUCCGACUUGGUGCACCUCGGACUGCACGCAUCGUCCGCUCCAGCAGCCAGCUCCUGCGCAUAACUGCAGGUGACCCGGCGCGCCAUCGGCAGAAGCGGAGGGAACGUUCUCCACAGGAGACACUGAAGCAGGCUGUUACCUUUGCAGAUGGUUUUUUGAUGCUUGACCAUAUCAGAAGUCCGCGCGACAGUGGCCGGCCGUGCCAAGCUGGUGGACCCAGCUAGGGACCUGUGGGCAGCCGAGCCCUCCACAUGGGGACUCGGCAGGGAGGGCCUGGGUGCAAAUCUGUCCUUGGACAAGGUCCAGGCUGCAAUGCCUGCCUCCUGCACUCCUCGGCUAAUAAAUUCCCUUCACUCCUGUG